AUGGAGCUGGCGCUUCCCGCCCUCGGCGCCGCGGAGGACGCCGGCGGCCCCGGCGCGGCGCGCGGCGCCGUCCUGGACUGCAGCCUCUGCGGGAAGGCGUUCGGCAGCGCCAGCGCGCUCGCCAAGCACCACGCGAGCCACAGCCAGGAGCGCAAGCACGUCUGCGGCGUCUGCGGCAAAGCCUUCAAGCGCCAGGACCACCUGAGCGGGCACAUGCUGACGCACCAGAAGACGAAGCCGUUCGCCUGCUCCGAGAAGGGCUGCGCCAAGAGCUACUGCGACCACCGCUCGCUGCGGCGCCACUGCGAGCUGCAGCACGGCCUCCCGCUCGUGCUUAUCAGAGAGUCGCGGGGAAUAUUGAUUAAUAACGAAGAUGGAUUUAAGGGUGGAAAUAUCUACAGCUUUACUACUGCAGCAAGGGAGGAGAGCUUGGCCGCAGGAUGUAAUAAGACCAGUGGUGUUCCUACAGAUGGAGGCAAAUGUGAAAGUGGUUUUCUUUGCAAGAACUCCAGUCAGCUGUUUUAUACCGGGAAAGGUCUGGAGAGCCACUUGUGUUUUCAUGGUGAACAGUGGUAUUCACCAGAGAGGAAGGAGGAGCCGCAGGAAAAUGGCAAUGCUCCGAAGCCGCUGCAGCCGCGGGAGGCUGGGAGCAGUCGCUCCGCAGCGGAGGCGCGUUGGGAAGCGGCGGCUCCGCUCGUCAUCCCGGUCUCGGUGCCCGUGGCCGCCCCAAACCCGCCGGCGGGCAGCAAAGGGGACCCUGGCUGCGUGCUGAAGGUGGGCGAGCGGGAAAGCCGGGAUGCCCAAGAGCUGGAGGCAAAGGUGCACCCGAAGAAGAGGAAGAGGCCGCCGCGCCCCAAGGCGCUUUUCAUCCCGCCUCCGCCGUCCUGCGAAGCGCAGCCCGCGUCCGGAGGCCGCUUCCAAAGCAACCUGCGCUCCCCGGUGUUCCUGGUCGACCAUCUCCUGCGGGAUUUGUUCCAGAGCUCUCCGUACACGCCGCCUCCCAUGCUCAGCCCCAUUCGGGAAGGAUCCGGCCUUUAUUUCAGCACUCUCUGCUCCUCUACUAACGGAGACCCCAACCAGCUGUUCAGUACUGUAUUAGACAGGAUGGACAGAGACUUUGGAUUUUGCCUGGUGAAGGAUAACACCAAAAUCAGCAUUGAGCCGCACAUCAACAUCGGAAGCCGCUUUCAGGCGGAGAUCCCGAACCUCCGGGAUAGAUCCGACUUGGAAACUGAGGAUCAGGUGGCCUCCUUAGUGUGGAAGCCCUGGGGAGACAUCGCAACGAACCAGGACACCCAGGACAGAGUAACCGAGCUGCUAAACAUGGCCUGCUCCAGCGUAAUGCCCGGCGGAGGAACGAACCUGGAGCUCGCCUUGCAUUGCCUGCACGAAGCGCAGGGCAACGUGCUGAAGGCCCUGGAAAUGCUGCUCUUCGGGGGCCCCCAGAAAUCCGAAUCUCACCCCCUUGCUAAUUACCGUUACGCAGGUUCGGAUGUGUGGACGCCCGUCGAGAGGCAGCUCUUCAAGAAGGCGUUUUGCGUGCACAAGAAGGACUUCUUCCUCAUCCAGAAGAAGAUUCAGACUAAGAAUGUGGCCCAGUGUGUUGAAUAUUACUAUAUCUGGAAAAAAAUAAUAAAAUUUGACUGCGGUCGAGUUCAAGUAAUAGAAAGAAAGGUCAAGAGAGACAAGAAUGAGUUAGAAAAGACUGAAGAAAAGCCUGCCUGCGGCCCCCCGCGCCGGGAACGCGCCGGGAUGAAGCCCGGGAGCUGCGAGACGCUGCCGCCCGGCGCGUGGAGCCCGGCGGGCGCCCGCUGCGCCUUCCCCUGCAGGGAGUGCGAGAGGGUCUUCGACAAGAUCAAGAGCCGCAACGCGCACAUGAAGCGCCACCGCCUGCAGGAGCAGCUGGAGCCUCCCAAGUGGCCCCCGAAC
This is a messenger RNA of Nothoprocta perdicaria, 1929 nucleotides long. Its product is annotated as zinc finger protein 541-like. Gene Ontology annotation, molecular function: transcription corepressor activity. Lineage: Eukaryota; Metazoa; Chordata; Aves; Tinamiformes; Tinamidae. Gene Ontology annotation, biological process: regulation of transcription by RNA polymerase II; negative regulation of DNA-templated transcription. The transcript is spliced from 16 exons. Gene Ontology annotation, cellular component: histone deacetylase complex; transcription regulator complex. The annotation marks the transcript as partial. The record is from RefSeq and is a predicted model, not a curated record.